This is a messenger RNA of Pseudomassariella vexata, 717 nucleotides long. RefSeq lists its product as uncharacterized. The transcript has a single exon. The coding region runs from base 116 to 667 and encodes 183 amino acids. The record is from RefSeq and is a predicted model, not a curated record. Lineage: Eukaryota; Fungi; Ascomycota; Sordariomycetes; Amphisphaeriales; Pseudomassariaceae.
AGGUCGGGCGGCUCAAUUUGAUGGAUGAGCCAAACCCUGGGCAGUGUCAGCAAAGUCAGCAAAGACACGAGACACCCCCACCCCCCCUCGACGCCAAACGGGGGGCACGGUAGAAAUGCCACAGCGAAAACCGACAGCAAACACCCAGUUGAGCAUGGGAACACCAGUGCUGAAACCAACACCCCCUCCGCCGCAAUCGCGGUCUGUGUCUAUAUCCUCGCAAGUCUCGGGCAAGUCCAAGGCGCCUCCGCCCGUCGCGAAGAAACCAUCACAUCUCGCCUCAACAUCGCCCCUGACUAGCCCAUCUUUUCAUCAUGACACUCAUUUUGAUAACUCGUCAUUCACACCAGAGCUGCCGCGGCGAGCGUCGACACACAUUCAGAACCUGUCAUCCAGACUCGAAUCAUCCGCGUCGGCUAACCUGACGGGAGGAAUGCACAAACCCUCAUCUCCACGGCAACAAGUAAGACGAGUCGGCACGAACCCGACUGCUGGAACGCCUAGCGGGGGCGUCAGCCUACCCGGCUUGGGAGAGCGGAAACCAGUGCUGCCACCUAGAACGUCGCAGUUGACCAGACCGAGCAAGCAGCCAGUUGUAGAUCUACUCGGGGCCAACGAUUCAGAGGAUAUGAACCAUUGGGAAACUCUGAGACCGCACCAGACAUGACUGUAGAAGGAAUUGCAUGAACGGCGUCAAGGGAGAGGGUAUGAUGAUUG